Cryphonectria parasitica EP155 is the source of this 711-nucleotide messenger RNA. RefSeq lists its product as uncharacterized. Gene Ontology annotation, biological process: regulation of DNA-templated transcription. Gene Ontology annotation, molecular function: transcription cis-regulatory region binding; DNA-binding transcription factor activity, RNA polymerase II-specific; zinc ion binding. The record is from RefSeq and is a predicted model, not a curated record. NCBI's taxonomy places the organism in Eukaryota, Fungi, Ascomycota, Sordariomycetes, Diaporthales, Cryphonectriaceae. Gene Ontology annotation, cellular component: nucleus. The annotation marks the transcript as partial. The transcript has 3 exons.
AGACAGGCAGGGCAGCCAGCCCCAUAUGGUCAAGCGUGCUUGCAGUGUUAUAAAUCAAAAUGCAAGUGUAUGCUACGGGAUGAGCGAGGCACCUGUGAAAGGUGCCAUCGUCUUGGUCAACGGUGCAUCCCAUCUGAUGCAAUCCGUCGCCGCAGAGUACAGACAAGCCAAAGCACCGGUUCCAAAGUUGCACAUCUUGAACAGAGGAUCGACAGCCUCAUGUCAUUGCUGAAGAACGCCACCCGAUCUCCCGAUUCACUGGAUGAGCUGCAAACUACACUGCGGCGGGAAAUUUACGCCAGAAGAUAUGAUGCCUUAUCUGAAGUGCAAGAUCCCUCCAUUGCCGACAUCACGCCAGGAGCCUUAAUGGGAUCAACAUCUACAACCUGUUUGAGCCGCUUCAUCGACAAACUGCUCCCUUGCUGCCCCUUUGUUCAUCUUCCUCGACAAACAUCCAUCAAGACACUUGGCAGGGAUCGACCGUUCCUCCUCCUAGCAAUUAGCACGGUGGCCAGGCCGUCCACAAAGACCAGACUCGCCAGAGGAGAAGAGUUUAAGCGGAUUCUAGCCAAGGAGCUCCUCGUGGAUGGUCAUUCCAGUAUCGACCUAUUGCUGGCUGUUUUGACAUUCGUGGCGUGGAGUCACGACACGUUCCUCAGCAAGAAAAGCAUCUCACGCCUCUUGACUCUCGCUCUAUCAAUUCUUUAUGAG